UCCUGGAUGGUGGCAUUGUGGGUAGGGCAAAGUGAUACCAGGACCUGACAGAAGACCCGUAUCCCAUCGGCGACAACUUGCGGAUUAUAGGCCACCAGAUUUGGGAGCGCCGGUUUAAGGCUUCGCGCUGGGUUCCCGCAAGAGAAAGAGCGUUCGCAUGCCGAACCUGCGCUGGACUAUGGAUGCAGACGACGCCAAAGCCAACGCAGCUCGCAAUGCGCCACCCGGCUUCAGGGGCACCACUACAGUCAAUGGUGGUGAAGGAGGUCAAAGAAUGCGGAAAAACAGUGGCAGUGGCCUGGGCAAAACAAGCGUGCUUCCCGGGGACGACGUGUCUUCAGCCAACACGGUGACUUCGGUGUGCGUAGGAUGCGGCCUCCCCAUCGUCGAUCGAUACAUCCUUCGUGUGAUGGAACUCUCGUGGCACGAGUCCUGCCUCCAGUGCUCCGUCUGCCACGCUCACCUACAAGAGUCCUGUUACUCCAGGGAUCGAAAGCUAUUCUGCAAGGCCGACUACGACAAGUUAUUUGGCGUCAAGUGUGCGGGCUGUUUGGGCGGCAUCGGACCAAGCGAGCUGGUGAUGCGGGCGUUGGAGCACGUCUUCCACGUCUCGUGUUUUGCCUGUGUCGUCUGCUGCAGGGCAUUGCAAAAGGGGGACCAGUUCGUGGUGCGCGCGGGAAGGCUCUACUGUAGGCCAGACUACGAGAAGGAGUUGGCACUCGUUUCUUUGGCACCGCACGGCAACGGAGCUCCAGGAGUACGAGGAGAAAGCAACGGUGGUCCGCUGGUGUCGCAGAACGGGCAGGGCACAGGAACGGGCCCUCAGCAGCCUCGUCCCGAUGGCCGGAGAGGCCCCAAGAGGCCCCGCACCAUUCUAACCACGGCACAGCGGAGGGCCUUCAAGGCUUCCUUCGAAAUCAGCCAAAAACCAUGCAGGAAGGUGCGCGAAACACUCGCGAAAGAGACGGGUCUCAGUGUCCGGAUUGUUCAAGUCUGGUUUCAAAACCAGAGAGCAAAGUUGAAAAAGAUUCAGCGCAAGCAACAGCAGCAGCAACAACAGCAACAAAACCAGCCUGGCCAAGGCGACAGCUCCGGCAGCGAAAUGGCCUCCUCCACGAAGGACUCCAAGAAAAGUGACGACGGUAGGCAGUCGGCCUCACCUACUGACCUUGGCUCACCCCCCUAUUCUCGUCUGGGACUCCUAGACUCUUCAGCUGUUGGGUCUCCGUACCAGCUUCAACCCGUAUCUUACGGGUCACAUCACGAUGGUUCAUACUAUGGCCCAACGCACGGCGAUCCGAGCUACCUCAAGUCAGAGAUCUCCAUGGAAAGUGAGACCUCCUUAAGCGGCCUGGAAGACGUGCUCAUUGGACAGCAGGGUCACCCUGCCGAAGGCCACCCACUAUUUGGCAGCGCGGCGCCCACCGUCAACCCCAUCGACAAGCUGUACUCGAUGCAGACAUCGUACUUCAGCAACAACGAGUGUGAAUGUUUGGGAGCCACCAACUGACAGUGCUCGGAUGCUCAGCGCGGGCUCGCACCGCAAAUCCGCCAUCGCGGCUCCAGGCGUAGCAAGACGCACAGAAAAGAAAGCGCAACGUCCACCAGGACGGCUCUCAUGGACGUGUGAACGGCUUUUAUUCUGAAUGGACAUGUGGUCAUCGCGUUCAUUGACUAUAUAACGGUUUCUUCUUCCGUGGCUGUGGCAUGAGUGAACGGUUCUCUACAAAUAUAGUGCUUCUACCUGCAAGGGAUGAUUUCGGUUGAGAGUUGAAAUACAUAUCUACGAUCAAAAGCAUUUACCAUUUUUCUUUUUUUUUUUUAAGUAGGGAGCGUCACGCACAAAAAGAUAAAGGGAAACGAGAUUGUUGUUGCGGCAGUUGACACUGCGUGUUCUUCGUACUAAGUUUACAUGACGAUACACGAGCAAUAGGAAAAUAUCAACACCGCGCAGCAGAGAAAGUCCACCUUGCAUCUAGCUAACGCUGAGGGAGUAUUAACG
Molecule: messenger RNA, 2002 nt
Organism: Ornithodoros turicata
Lineage: Eukaryota; Metazoa; Arthropoda; Arachnida; Ixodida; Argasidae
Product: LIM homeobox transcription factor 1-beta-like
Exons: 9
Coding region: 158-1510 (450 amino acids)
Biological process (GO): neuron differentiation; regulation of transcription by RNA polymerase II
Cellular component (GO): nucleus
Molecular function (GO): DNA-binding transcription factor activity, RNA polymerase II-specific; RNA polymerase II transcription regulatory region sequence-specific DNA binding
Source: RefSeq, a predicted model, not a curated record